AUGUAUUUGUCAAGAUUCCUGUCCAUUCAUGCCCUUUGGGUUACAGUGUCUUCAGUGAUGCAGCCCUACCCUUUGGUGUGGGGACAUUAUGAUGUGUGUAAGACUCAGAUUUACACAGAAGAAGGUAAAGUUUGGGAUUACAUGGCCUGUCAACCAGAAUCCACGGACAUGACAAAAUACCUGAAAGUGAAACUGGAUCCUCCGGAUAUUACCUGUGGAGACCCUCCUGAGUCCUUCUGUGCAAUGGGCAAUCCCUACAUGUGCAAUAAUGAGUGCGAUGCAAGCACCCCUGAGCUGGCACACCCUCCUGAGCUGAUGUUUGACUUUGAAGGAAGACACCCCUCCACAUUUUGGCAGUCUGCUACUUGGAAAGAGUACCCCAAGCCUCUCCAAGUUAACAUCACUCUGUCUUGGAGUAAAACCAUUGAGCUCACAGACAACAUAGUUAUUACCUUUGAAUCGGGGCGUCCAGAUCAAAUGAUCCUGGAGAAAUCUCUCGACUAUGGACGAACAUGGCAACCCUAUCAGUACUAUGCCACAGACUGCUUGGAUGCUUUUCACAUGGACCCCAAAUCUGUGAAGGAUUUAUCACAACACACCGUCUUGGAAAUCAUUUGCACAGAAGAGUACUCCACGGGGUAUACAACGAAUAGCAAAAUAAUCCACUUCGAAAUCAAAGACAGGUUCGCAUUUUUUGCUGGACCUCGGCUACGGAAUAUGGCUUCCCUCUACGGACAGCUGGAUACCACCAAGAAACUCAGAGAUUUCUUCACAGUCACAGACCUGAGGAUAAGGCUGCUGAGGCCAGCUGUUGGGGAAAUAUUUGUAGAUGAGCUACACCUGGCACGCUACUUUUACGCCAUCUCAGACAUAAAGGUGCGAGGAAGGUAA
Urocitellus parryii (Arctic ground squirrel) is the source of this 891-nucleotide messenger RNA. Lineage: Eukaryota; Metazoa; Chordata; Mammalia; Rodentia; Sciuridae. The record is from RefSeq and is a predicted model, not a curated record.